Molecule: messenger RNA, 390 nt
Organism: Helobdella robusta
Lineage: Eukaryota; Metazoa; Annelida; Clitellata; Rhynchobdellida; Glossiphoniidae
Exons: 2
Coding region: 1-390 (129 amino acids)
Source: RefSeq, a predicted model, not a curated record
AUGAUCGCCUUCACAAUUGUCCUUAUCAACUUCAUCCUGAAAUUUAUAAGCAGGAAGAUCCUGAACAACGCCCUCAACUGCUUCCUCAGUCUGGAGAGGGAGAUGUCCACUCGCUGCCUCAACCCCGCCUGGUCGCACCACUUCAACCAAGCCUACAUCCUUCCCCUGGCGAACAAAUCAAAACAAAUCAACUCCUAUCGAGUGAACUGUCACCUGCCUCGAUAUUUAGAGAGCGUUUUGCAGUCCAGCUGUGGUGUUUUUCCUCGCUGGAAUUUAUUUUUCAUUUUUAUUGCCUUUACUUCGAGAUUCUUUGUUGAUUUUGCUUGCAACGUUCUUGUUUUUGAGAAUCAUGACGUCAGAAGGAUGGCAGAGUUCUUGUUUUCUAGGUAG